Molecule: messenger RNA, 1045 nt
Organism: Haliotis rubra (blacklip abalone)
Lineage: Eukaryota; Metazoa; Mollusca; Gastropoda; Lepetellida; Haliotidae
Exons: 4
Coding region: 168-914 (248 amino acids)
Source: RefSeq, a predicted model, not a curated record
CUUGCUCUCUCUAGACCGUGACAAACACCGGGACUGGGCAGCUGACCACCUUGGCAGACUUGUCAUUCGAGCCGUCGCGACGGGGAAAUCCCCUUUCUGUUUUCUGAACGCUGAUUGGUUCGUUGCACCCUUAUCUACCCAGACCACAAACAUGGACGACAAUCAACAUGGCUAGUUCACAGGAUAUCGUAUGCAGAUGCAAAAACACUUGUACUCGUGUAUCGAAGAGAGGAACAUGUCCGUGUCGCGCCGCCGGGAAACUGUGUUCAAGUUUGUGCUCAUGCGGAUGGAUGGUACCAUGCGUCAACAAACCCGAUUGCCAGCCCCCGAAGUUGAAGUCGAUCGACGUGGACUUCAGGGAUUUCACCGAUCGUGAUGUCAUCAGCACGGCACGAGACGAUAUGGAUGGUGACAUCAACCACACCCCUCCUCAACACAACCCCACCAAGAAGAGAAAGAGGAAGACUGCAGAUGGUAGCCGGGUGCGAAGAAGGCUCAAUGUCGACCAGGUUCCAGUGGAGGCUGACAGCACAGAUGACCUGGAAGCUGCAUCGACAACAUGCAUCAAUGACCUGGAAGCUGCACCGACAACAAACACAAGCUCAUCAUCCUGUCCACCAAAAGGCCCAUCAGCACACCAUAAGGCAGUCAAGGAUUUUGCGGCUUCAUUAGAUGUGACAGAGCUCAGGAGUAUAGUGACUGAACUUUUAUUUCGGGACCAGGGGCUUUUGACGACUUCCGCCUGGGAUACAGGCCCUGUGAUGAUCCACCAAGGCAGCCCCAACCAGACAACACACCAAGCUGGUGCAGAUGUGGCAAUUGUAGAAGCAUGCCAACAGCGCAAGAAGAGAAGUGCUGCUGGCAGACUGGCUCCUACGAGUGUGUUGUGGAUGGACCAAACUUUUAUACGGUGAUCUCCCCAGCGGUGCUAGACAUUGCAAUGGCACAUUAUAACGACUUCUUUGUACAUGACCAAGAGCGAAGUAAUGCAGCAUACAGACACCAGGCGUACAGACAGUUUAUCCUACAACGGUAUGGUCGACUG